AUGGCCCGAACGCGACAGGUACAACUUCGUUCUUCGAAAGUCUCGUACCUGGCAACCAAGACCAAAGCUACCAAGACGGCCGAUGCCACCAAGACGACUACGACAGAAAAGACAGCUAAAGCAACGAAGACAGACAAAGUAGCGAAGACAACCAGCCCAAGCAAUACAGUCAAAAAACUCAGAGUAACAAGAUCAGCCAAGAAACGACAGGAUGAGCUCAGAAAGUCCAGACAGGCUGCACACUACGCCGCAUCGAUCUCCGACCUCUUCGCCGCCAUCUACUACGACAUCAACCGCGUGUGCAUCACAUACCGAGCGGUCCGGCGGCUGAAAAGGACCGAAUUCCUCCCCUUCUACAAAUGGCAAUACGAGCAAGCCGACAAGAUCGUCCGCACCGUCGCCAACCUGAACGUCGAAGAGGUAGACCCAUGCGAUGAGAAAGACACGGACGUGGUGCGCCGGCUCGACGGAAUCGACCUGUUCACGCAGGAGCUAGGCUGGAAGAUGCUGGCCAUCUGCGCCUUCUCCGACGGCUUCCGCAUCAUGUGUCGGGAUCAGCAAGAUAUCGGGUUUUGGGAGGCAUUCAUCGACGCAUGCGAGAAGAACGCACUGAGUCUGGAGAUUUUUGCUCGGUCGCGCAAUCUCGACUGGCGCGGUCUGCUUAGCCCUCACUCGAAGUCCGGCAUCGUGCGCAUCAAGAAAGCACUGGCCGAGCCCCCGUCGAAGCUGACCCACUUGCACCCGCACCAGAUUGUUCGCCAGCUCGACGGCACCCUGGCCAAAACACACCACGACAAGAUCCGGCAGAUCAACACCGAGAACUGCAUCUUCGACCCCGAGAAGUCCACCGGCGACGACCCCACGAUCCGGACCGCGGAGCAUGGGAGCUGUGACCUCUGCGGGUCAGACGAUCCAUGCGACUGCCUGCUGGACGGGCUGGCUGGGACGCUGGUCGAGCUGGUCGAGUACCCUGGUAAGGGAGUGGGGAUUCGGUCGCUGACGAAGUUCAAAAAGGGUGACAUCCUGGGCGAGUACACGGGAGAGAUCCGGCCGGAAAACUACCUCGGAGACCCCGUGUACAGUCUCAACUUGAUCCACAAGAACGACCAGCACAAAUCCCUAGCGCUGAUCUCCGCCGUGCGCUAUGGAAACUGGACUCGCUUCAUCAGCCAUUCCUGCAACUCGUCUACCAAGUUUGAGUGCCGCACCAUUGGUAAGCGGAUCAUGAUGACUGUGGAGGCCGCGCGAGAUAUUGGCAUGUUCGAAGAGAUCACCAUUGACUAUGGGCUUUCAUAUUGGACGGGUAUUAGAGGUAACUGCCGCUGUGGCGAGGACGAUUGCAUUUCCAAGGAGGCUUGA
This is a messenger RNA of Aspergillus campestris IBT 28561, 1359 nucleotides long. RefSeq names its product SET domain protein. The record is from RefSeq and is a predicted model, not a curated record. The transcript has a single exon. The coding region runs from base 1 to 1359 and encodes 452 amino acids. Lineage: Eukaryota; Fungi; Ascomycota; Eurotiomycetes; Eurotiales; Aspergillaceae. Gene Ontology annotation, molecular function: protein binding.